AUGGUAUUGGGUGGGUUCUGGAUAGGGUUGAGGGAAUGGGAAAGAUUUUUGUGAUUUGUAAUGUUAUACCUUGUAAAUCAGCUAGUUUGACUGAUUAUACCUUAUUUCUACUCAAAUCUAAUUUCAAUUAUAGGAAGGAAAGUUAACAAAUCUGCAGAGGCUCAGACAAGAAGUCAAAGGAUGGACCAGCUGCUUAAGAAAUACGAGUCAAUGUGAGGAGACUCUGAUGAGAAGCCAAGCAAAUCAUUAUAUGACAAGAAACUAAGCAAAAAGAAAGAUCGAGGCAGUCUUGAAGACAGAAAAGAAAGAAGAAAGCCAAAGGAGCAAGCUAAAUCUAAAGACAAUAAAAGAAAUAGGACAAAAUCAAGCAUCCGAACAAUGGGUAGUAUGGCUUUAAACCUUCACCCAAUUGAAGAACAAGAGAGUGAUAUUGAAAAUGGGAGCGAUGAAGAGCUAAAUAGAUCUUAUGACCUUCUCAUGGGAGUAAACAGAAGUACUCUAAAAUCUCAAAACGACAAGGAGGCAAACAAGAGUAUGAACUUAAACACCACGCGGAUACCGCAUUCCGAAAAUGUAUCGCCAAAGAAGACUCAAAAAUUAUCUGUAGGAAUUCCCAACAUGGAUACUUCAAAGCUAAAGCACUUUAUCCAAACCACACAAAAAGAGCAGUUGUCUUCAACUCGCGGCCCUCAUAAGAGUAACCAAAAAGACCAUAUGGAUUCUUCUGAAGAUUUUGACGGUAAUUUUGAUAUAAAAGAUGCCUAUGAUACCCCCAGAUUUGAUCGAGAAGAGGAGAAAACACCUGAAAAACAAUCACGAAGAGCAGCCCGUCAGCAGGCAGAGUCUUUGGAAGAAGACUCUUCUAACAACCAAAUUGAGGAUGACUUCAAGCAAGUGAAGGUAGAGUCCUCGAACAUCGAGGAACUUAUGAACCUUGAUGAUAGCGCUUUAUUAGAUAUUAGCUCUGAAAUGACCAAGAAUCUCAAAGGAUUACUUAAUGGUAAUGAAGAAUCAAUUAUGGAUCAUUCCUUAAAUACCUCAAAUAUUGGAGGAGGACACAAGAGACAAUACUCCAUUGACACCUCAAUCCUGUUUGGCGGAAAGGAAGGCAGUGAUACUCUUACUGAGGAUAAAAGUCUUCUCUUCGACUCAAGUAAUAUUCUUGAUCUCAAGAGUCUGAUCGAAGAUGCAGAGGAAGUUAAAGAGCCACCAAAAGAAAAACCAACAUUUGAUGCUAAAAAGAGAGAGGAACAACUUCGAAAAAUGUUUGAAGGCAAGACUUCUCCUCAAGAAGAAACUAGCUCUAGGAAUGUAGUGUGGGGACUUCGUAAUGAUACCAAUCCUGAAAGUGAGAAUACGCAAGAGCAACUCAAAAGUCAGGAUGAUGAAAAUGGCUUCUUUAACCCUUUCAAACAGCCAGUUGUGCCUGAAGUUGUGGGCACUCCGUCAAAUAGUGAUUCUCAAAAAGAUAGUCCCAAAUCAAAAAUUGAUAGUAAUAAAUCUCACACAGUCUCCAGCGAGAACAAGACAGAGAAUACUGGCCUAAAAGUAAUAAGUGAUCAAUACGAAGAAUGGAACAAAAGAAUGAAAGAAGCCAGGAAAGACAAUUAUUUCGACGACUCUUCUACAAAGAUUCAUCGCAAGAAGCCAAUGAACCCACUUGACAAGCUCACCCCUGCUGGAAUGAGAGACGAUCGGGAACACAUGAAGCACGAAACUGAAGAAACAAAGCAAUCUAGCAACACAGCAACUAUCCUUAGGAACUCUUCUGACAUCCAAGUAUUGGGAGUUCAAGAUCUUGAGGUUGCAAAUCAGCAGCCACCAGCAAUCUUCACUAGCUUUGCUAAUACUAGUGAGUCGUCAUCAACUCCUACAGAGGAUAGUCAGACUAAAAAGGAAAUAAUGAAGAUGGAAAUAAUUCUCAUCAUCAUCAACUGUGACUUGGUCAGCGACUUCGAAGUCAGUAGAUCUAAGAAAUACCUUAAAGACUUCCUCAACAAAAAUCCUGAGCUGUAUGAAGUGCAUUACGGACUCUCACAAGUGUAUUUCUCCCUAGGAUCCUAUCAUUCAGCUCUAGAUGAGAUAAAUAUUGCAAUGACUCAGAACAAGAAUGAUCUUCAAUAUCUCACAUGGAAGGCCCUUUAUCUAUAUUACAUCUUCAAGACCAUCAUGGAUAAGAACAAAAGAAUCGAAGCUCUCAGGAAAUGAGAAGAGUUGUGAAAGAAAAUUCUUGAAAAUCACAGAAGAAAUCUCUUCGCAUUAUACCUUCUAUUCACAACCAUGAUCGAUGUGAUUAAGUUCAGAGCAAGAGGUAUCAAGAUUUCAAGUAAUAGCAGUAAAAGUCCUUCCAAGUAUGCUGACAGGUUAAAUGAGCUGAACCCUUACCUUGGAGAGCUUGCAUUUGCUGACCUAAAGAUGACUGAUCCAGAGAAAUUUGUACAGGGAAGAGAGAGUUACAUUCAUUUAGUUGAAAAAUACCCAAAAAUUCCCCAUGCGUUUAUCAAAUUGUGAAUUCAUGACAAAGAGAAUAAGCAUUUCUCACAUUCGCUUGAUACGAUAGAGAGAGUUUAUAAUUUAGAGAACUUGAACUCUCUUCUUGAGCUGGAGGUCUGAACGAUUCUUCUGUAUGCAGAGAUGCUGUUUCUCGAAAAACACUACAUUAAGUGAUUUGAACUGCUUCAGAGAGAGUUCUGCAAAAAGCCUACUUUUACAGUGUUCCUAUUCAGGCUAGGCAUAUACGAAGUGAUGUCUGGUCUGCCAAAUUUCCUUGGAAGUGCCAUAGGGAUUCUCCAAACAUGCCUAAAAUCAACUUACAGUCACAGGAAGGCUGAAGUGAAUUUCUACCUAGGGAUGGCUUAUCGUAAGUUAAAGCAGCCUCUGAAAGCUUUUGAUUACUUCCAGACAAGUUAUGAGAGGUUCAAGGAUAAGGCAUUUCAUCCUUAUGGAUGCCCUCCAGAUAAGAAAAGGAUGAUAAAAUCCUUCAUUGAAGAGUACUAUGAUAUUCACAAAAUGGAGUACAUUAUCAAGAAGAAGGCUAAAGCUGUUCAGCAAGCUGUAAAGGAGCACAAGGAUAUCAACAUCAAGCAAACCAGCAUUGACAGCCUCAUAUCCACCUGAAAUGCUCUCCUUAGAGCUGAUAAGAUGAAUGGAGCCCUUACUAGAGCUGUCAUUGCAUGGGAAAUCAAGAUGGAUAAAGCUGAAGCUAACAGUGUAUUUCAAAGAAUAAUUGACCAAUACCCCUCCUUCCUUGAAGCCCACUUUAAAUAUUGGGAAUUCCUCUUGAAAAUUGGAGAAGUCUCCCAAAUGGAAGAAGUCUCCUACACAAUGCUCCAAGAGGCUGAGCAUACCUCUGUGCCAACUGGAGAAUGGAUGAAAGCACAUACACUGAGAGCAAAGACCUUAAUCAUGCUGGGUAAGCAUGACGAAGCAAUUCAAGUUCUUAAGAGACAAAUCAGUGUGAUUCCUCCUCUUCCUAUUCCGGGACUAAGCUACUUUAAGGAUGGAGAAAUUGUCAAUAUUGAAGAAUCAAAGAACCCCUUUGAUGUUGCUAAUGAUACAGAACAUUCCCAAGAAGCAAGCUCAGUAGUUGAAGAUGGUUACAAAUUUUCUGUAGGAAAGACUUCUCAGCCAUCUCAGAAAAAGCGUAAGGCGAGGAUUGAGCAUCAGCCUUCCAGUUUCAGAGGGCUUAAUCCUGGUUUGAAUAAUUCUAGAUCAAGUGAAAGCUCUAGAUUUUCAUUUGCGAUUAACGAUGCAAGAGCUACUGGUCAUGGUCAUACCAGAUCAAAUAUCCCAAGAAACAUAGAACCUUUAGAAGUUCCAGAAGAAAUGCAUUAUGAAAUAGAGAACUUCUCUGUUUCAACAGAUGUAGAUUUUCUCUACCAGAUUGGUAAAAUCUGUGCUGAGAGUGGAAUUAAAACAGAAGAAGGAAUCAGAUCCCUAAACGAUUACUGACUAAUCCUUGAUUAUUUCCAACAAGAUAUGGACCAAGACACUUACCUCAAAAUGAAGACUCAGGCGAGGUUCUAUAUUGGAGUUUGCUACUUUAGGCAAAAGAACAUGGAUGCUACUGAACUUGUUCUUAGACCAACACUUCUCAGCCUCGAAACCUUGGAGACUAAAGAAGGGCUGAGGUACAAAGAGACUGAGAAAAUUCUCAGAAAAUGCUUUGUGCAACGCCUGAUGUAUGAAGUUGAAGUCUUUGAAGAUUAUUUCUAUCCUCGUGAAUAA
Moneuplotes crassus is the source of this 4227-nucleotide messenger RNA. Lineage: Eukaryota; Ciliophora; Spirotrichea; Euplotida; Euplotidae. The record is from the annotation of a GenBank genome assembly.